Messenger RNA from Capsicum annuum, 1554 nucleotides. RefSeq names its product NAC transcription factor 32-like. The record is from RefSeq and is a predicted model, not a curated record. Bases 51 to 1298 code for a protein of 415 amino acids. The transcript has 3 exons. Gene Ontology annotation, biological process: regulation of DNA-templated transcription. Gene Ontology annotation, molecular function: DNA binding. Lineage: Eukaryota; Viridiplantae; Streptophyta; Magnoliopsida; Solanales; Solanaceae.
AUAAUUCUCAAUUAGGGUCUUUAGUUUUUCUUUUCAGAGUCCAUUGCACUAUGGAGAACCAUCACUCAUCUCCUACAAACAAUGCUAAUAUCUCUGAAGAGGACUUAAAUAAUAUUACUAAUGCUAAUCAUAUAAAUGAGCUCCCAGUUAUUGCAGUGCUUAGCAACUAUGAUAGUAAUGGUAAACAAAUUCAGUCUGCUGAAGAAAUUGAAUCUACUAUUAAUAGUUUCCCUCCUGGGUUUCGAUUUUACCCUACUGAUGCUGAGCUUGUUACUCAUUAUUUGAAGAGGAAGUUGGCUAAUUUGCCUUUGCAUCUUAACAAGAUGUAUGAGCUCAACAUUUAUAAGUACAACCCUGAGAUCAUUGCUGCACAAGUUAUGCCGACGACUAGAGAGAAAGUGUGGUACAUAUUUACACCAAGAGAUCGUAAGUACAAAAAUGGAUAUAGACCAAACAGAUCUGCUGGAAAUGGGUAUUGGAAAGCAACUGGAGCUGAUAAAGAGGUGUUGGAUCGUAAGAAGAAUAUAAUUGGAAUGAAAAAAACUUUAGUUUUCUACAUUGGAAAAGCUCCAAAAGGAGAGAAAACUGAUUGGAUUAUGCAUGAGUUUAGAGUCCCCAAUGUUCCAAAUAUUGCUGAAAGAGGUGCCAAUGACAUGACGUUGGAUGACUGGGUUUUGUGCAAGAUUUACAAGAGGACAGAGAUAGAUAACAGUAUGUUCACCCAAAGAAAGAGAAAUAGGGAAGAUUACGAUGAUAUUGUCGAAGCACUACACACUUCUGAUGGCCAAGCUCACGAUUCCUCUGCUGAAAAUUCACUUUCUUCCGCAAGUCAAGACUCUACUAGACACGACUUCAACUACUUCGACAUGUCAUAUAACAAUCCCAUGCCAACAUUUUGUAACAUGCCAUGGUCUACAACUAGUGCAUAUGACUACCAAGCUUGUGCACCUCAAUUCAACAGUGGUGAUGCCCCGAUGAUGAUCCAACCUAUCUCUUCCGCGAUGGCUACCAACACCUCAAUCGGACAUGAUCACACCACGAAAACUGAAGGAUUCGGCAUGCCUUGCUUCGGUGCUUGUUUUGUUGGAGGCUAUACUGGACAACAAUGUUAUGGUGAGUGUGUUGAUCAUGGAAAGUUUGUCAGCAGUAACAACACUGACCAAUACAAUCCAAAUGAUUGUGUUGAUCAAUAUCUUGUGAAUAAUUAUGAAAUGAUUGACUAUAAUACUAUGUGUUUACCAGAAUAUACCACCAACAAUUUUGUGGGUGAAGGCAGUAAAUCAAAAGAAAACUGCUAACAUAUGUGGUAUUUUUAUUCUAAAUUAAGUACGUUAACUUGGUGGAUUUUUUUAUUUUUUUUUGAAAUUGUGGUUUAAUUUAUGUGUAGAUAUUUGUGUUGUUUCUUGAUUGGAUUUCCUGUGAGAAAUCCUAGUUUUGCAUUUGUUAUCUAUAUAUUACAUAAUUUGUUGAAUCUCUAUAGCUUAUUCGGUUAUUUUCCAGUUUUACGAUAGUAAUAAAAAGUAGAAUAAAUAUCAAUAAUUGUUAAUAGGGUGU